Molecule: messenger RNA, 1531 nt
Organism: Orussus abietinus
Lineage: Eukaryota; Metazoa; Arthropoda; Insecta; Hymenoptera; Orussidae
Gene: Sce
Product: E3 ubiquitin-protein ligase RING1
Exons: 4
Coding region: 1-1221 (406 amino acids)
Cellular component (GO): PcG protein complex; ubiquitin ligase complex
Molecular function (GO): ubiquitin protein ligase activity; chromatin binding
Source: RefSeq, a predicted model, not a curated record
AUGGCGUCGGCCGAGCAGGUUGGCCUGAACAAAACCUGGGAAUUAUCGCUGUACGAGUUACACAGGACGCCCCAAGAUGCGAUCACCGACAACACGGAGAUCGCCGUCAGCCCUAGGAGCCUCCACAGCGAGCUCAUGUGUCCGAUUUGCUUGGACAUGCUGAAGAAAACAAUGACCACGAAGGAGUGUCUACACCGCUUCUGCUCUGACUGCAUUAUCACUGCCCUAAGAAGCGGCAACAAGGAGUGCCCAACGUGUAGGAAAAAAUUAGUUUCAAAGCGCUCCUUGAGACCGGAUCCAAACUUCGACUUGUUGAUAUCCAAGAUAUAUCCAAGUCGAGACGAGUACGAAGCGCAUCAGGAACGAGUUUUAGCAAAGCUUAAUAAAUCUCACUCUCAAGCCGCUUUAGUGAAUUCUAUUACCGAGGGCAUUAAACUGCAGAGCCAGAACCGGCCACAGCGGUCCAGGAAAAAUGCAAACGAGUCGGAGAAUGCCAGCAAUGCUACGUCUUAUAACAACACACCAAAUCCCAGUGCUCCGACUACGCCGAACCCUCCGGCGAAUUCUGCCAACCAGAGCGACUCCUCGCAGAGUGCUACGGGACCACUUAACAACAGCGGAGCUGCCAGUGCGAAUAACUCUGCAAAUUCUCAGACUUCCGCCAAUAGCUCACAGCCCGCCAGCAGUCCUGCUGUCUCUGCUACCACGUCUCGCAACUCGACAACUCCUUCGCCGAAUCCUGCUAAUCAGAUUCCGAAACCUCCGAAACGACAGAAGAGUCUGCAGAACUCGGAGAAUGACUCGUCGAGUGCAGAAGCGGAGACUGGAGGAGGCGAUUCAAUGGUGGACACCGAAGGCGAAGGACCCAGCGAGCCAUUGAUGUUGAACGAGAUAGAGUUAGUCUUCAAACCACAUCCCACGGAGAUGGCUGGCGAUAACUCGCUGAUAAAAGCACUGAAGGAGAAUAGCAUUCGAUAUAUCAAGACUACUGCCAAUGCGACAGUCGAUCACCUCAGCAAAUACCUAGCGAUGCGACUGACGUUAGACCUGGACACAGAGCUUUCGGAGUCGGACAGGCUGCUGAACUUUUGUAUCUACAUCGCACCAUCUCCAGGCCAGUUGGUGGUACUAAGUGGCUCGCAGACCCUUCGACAAGUGAACGACAAAUUCUGGCGUGUAAACCGACCUCUGGAGAUGUACUACUCCUGGAAGAAAACCUAGGGAAGGCCCCGAAAGUCUUUGUCUGACGGGAGCUAGUCACCGAGAAACGAAGGAAACGUUAAAAAACGCGAAAUUUCCGUCAACCCUGGGACCCGACCCUCGAGUUCACUCGAUCAACUUUCGCAUGAAGAGUUUACAAUUUCGAGUGCGACUUUGAAAUCUUGACUAAUGAAAUUUAAUGUUGAAUUUUUCAUGGGAAUGAAAUUCGCGUGAACUCGAGAAUUUAGCCCCAGGGACCUGAUUAUUAAUUUCAUUCGAUCAACUUUCGCAUGCGAAGUUAAGGUGAAGUGAAAGACGUCGAGAAAUUUCA